GACAUGAUGGAUGUUGACGCCGCUGCUCGGUUUGCUGAUCAUCGCCCACCUUAUCGACGUUUGACUCCUCCCCCUGUAGCUGAUGCCCGUACUAGGGGUUACUAUCCUCCUCCCUCACCUUCUCGUGCUGAACCUGCCUCUGCAUAUGAUGUCGACGCCGACAGACGUUUCCCACCAGGUGAUAGGCGUGACUGGCAGUUUGACAGGCGACGCGAAUGGAGUCUGGCAGAGGAAGACAAAUCUAGAAGCGCAUGGCGUUCCUGGGACAGAACUAUGGACCGAGACCGGUAUGAGCGCGACGUGCCCCCUGUUAGGGGCAGUGGAUGGGAAGCUCGCGAAGAACGUGACCGAAGACCAUACUACCCUGGUUCUCCCCCAUCGACACGGUCUGUUGACGGCUCACGUCCACUUAGCUCGCGAUUAACCGAAGGUGGCUAUCCUGGUCCAGGUGAGGAACGUGGUUAUCCACCACGAGAUUUAGAGCGCUCGCGAUAUCCUCCGCUGCCUCUUGCCACUUCUCCUCCACCUUUCUCUCGUGUAAGAGGACGUAGUCCCAGUCCUGUCAGACGAGGAGAGGAACUGGCGGCGACCCCCCCUCCCAGCAGCGGUGGCAGCUUCUAUGAUUCAAGAGUGGGCCCGCCCACACAAUUCAGUGCUGUAGGUCAACCUGGUGGCGGUCCACCGCUUGACAGAGACUAUGCAGGUGCGAGGGAUAGAACCUCUGAUUUAGUUGCAUAUGGGUCAUCCUCAUAUGACCGAGAUGUGAGGCCCGCCAGAUCGCCGCCACCAUCGAGGAUGCCUCCCCCGCCUCCGCCCUAUGCCAGAAAUUCGUACAACCCAAGAGACGAUAGGAGGUAUAUGCCUCCGCCUCCCCGAACUAGUUAAAAUAUAGUGUGAUCAUCUUUCAUAGCAUUUAUAGCUUUUUUGAUUUGAAAACCAUGCCAACAUACUUUCCUUGAUAUUUUCCAAACGUGUCCAAAGCUUGCUUGAGAUCUACAGUCAAACUUGAUAAGAAUUUUAUGUAGGGUGAAUAGCGCUGGCGUAGUAGUGCUUUGUAUAUGUAGAUCCCUUGGAAAAGAUAUGGACAAUAUAUAUACAGAUUGACUUUUUAUGGA
Molecule: messenger RNA, 1115 nt
Organism: Serpula lacrymans var. lacrymans S7.9
Lineage: Eukaryota; Fungi; Basidiomycota; Agaricomycetes; Boletales; Serpulaceae
Exons: 3
Coding region: 4-885 (293 amino acids)
Source: RefSeq, a predicted model, not a curated record